ACACUCACUGAGUCGACCACAACCACCACUACAACCAUAACCGCCACUCCAACAGAACACAUGAUCGACACGACAACAACGCGGCCACUGAUUAACGGCGAAUUGAGUACAAAUGAUAACAAUAUUAUUGACACUAAGACCGUAUGUGUGGACAACAGUAGUAUUUCAAGCAGUGAUGGUGUGAUUACUUGCGCCCAACAAUCCGUCACAACGACCACAGAUUCGACGACCGCUGCGACGCCUGAAGUGCCGGUCACAGCGGCCGCCGAUCACCAGACGUCUAGUCAACAGCUAAGCUCUGAAAUUGAUUUAUUGAAAGAACUGUUGGCCGAAACGCGAGCGGCGAAGAAGGUUACGGACGAAGAGUUGUCGCGAACGGUCACCGAAUUGGAGAACUUGCGGUCACUGACCAAACAGUUGUCGCGGGAAUCGGACGACGCUCUCGAGAGGUUAGAGCGGACGGCGCGAGAAGUGGACGAACGGAAUGCGUCGAUACAAGCGCUCAAGAAUCAGAUCAACGAGUCUCAGGAGCGGGUGAGACAGGCGGCCGACGAGUGCGCACAAACUCGACGCCAAUUGGCUGACACGGAGCGGGUUUGCGGUUUGAAGGACUCUGAGUUGAGUAGUUUGCGGGUACUGUUGGACGAGGAGCGCAAAGUGCAACAGAAAUACGCCAACAACUAUGACCAGUGCCGCAGACAAUUGGUUGAACAGCAGGCGCUCACCAAACAAAGCCAAACCGAAGCGGAACUGUUGCGCAAAAAGGUGUACAACAAGAAUGAAGAGUUGCGAACGUCGCGCAACAAUCUGUCGGCCGUCGGCGCGCCAACAGUGGCCGCCGAAGACCACGAACGGGUGGCCAAUGAGUGCCAAACUUUACGCGCCCGACUCGACUCCCGGGACAACGAACUGUACGCGUUUCGGGCGGAGAACCAGAAGCUCGCCGGCGAUCACCAGUCACUUCAACAGUCGUAUCAAUUACUGCAACAAAUCAAUCGCGAAUUGGAGGCCAGGGGUGACCGCUAUUGGAAGGAACGGUACGAUUCAGCCGUCGGUGACGUCCAAACACACGAAACAAAGCUCACAUCCGUUUGCAAAGAGUUGGAAGACUUGAAGUUAAAAUCCGAAGACUUUUUCAACGAAAAUCAAACGCUUAGCGAAGACCUCAAGACUGCCAACGAAGAGAUGGAAGUGAUAUCAUAUCAGAACAAAAUUGCCACCGCUUGCGCUGUCGUACCACUAAUAAUGCUAUUGAUUGCGGUUAUAAUGGCUUAUUAUCCAUCGGUGUCAACAGUGACCGGAACUACCGAUUUGUGAAAUUAAUUUAUCAAUUAAUUACGAAACAAUUCUAUAUUUUUGUCAUUAAUCUAAUGAUAUAAUCGGUGCCUCUCUUUACAUAUACGACAACUAGACCUCCAGUUCCCACUCAAACACAACACUUCCGUCUAUUAAAUAUAUAUAUUAUUAUAAAUAGUAAUCAAGUAUUCGUUUGUAAUAUAGAUUUCGUUAUAUUUUUGGUGCAAUUUUU
This is a messenger RNA of Medioppia subpectinata, 1528 nucleotides long. NCBI's taxonomy places the organism in Eukaryota, Metazoa, Arthropoda, Arachnida, Sarcoptiformes, Oppiidae. The record is from the annotation of a GenBank genome assembly.